AUGAUGUUAUACUAAUAGAAUCAACAACAGUACUAGUAGCAGAAUUAAUUUAAUCAAUUACCCCCAUUGCAGCCAUAGUAAAUGCAAUCAGCUAGUUUUUAUCCCUAGUACAUGCAUUAUAAUAUGAGUCAACAAAACCAAAUGGCUCAAUACUCACCGUAGAUUUAGUAGGUCCAACAGAAUCAAAAGAGAAACACUCAUAUAACAUAAGCUAAAAUUUAAGCUAUAGCCUAAAAGUAGACUCAAUAGUAAGAGGAAUUGAAAAAACUUGAAGUUAUGGAGAAAGAACUCUCUAACAUUCUAGACUAUGCAGAGCAGUCUAACUUUGAGACCAUCUAUAGAAUAUACUAAAAUAUCAUUAAUAACGCAGAUCUGGCCAGUUAAUAGAUCGACAAUCAUGAUCCUAUAAAGAAGUAAUGGUAUAAGAAGGUCCUAUAGUAUUAAAUUAAAGAGAAAAAAUACAGAGAUAAACUACAAUAAUUGUACUUUAAGUACCAGGACCAGAAGUAUGACGAUAGUAUUUAAAACAAAGAGGCCUUGAAAAAUUAAGCACUUUAACAUAUAAUGCAGGAAUCCUUGAAUUAUUCUCCGUAGAAGUAAACUCAUUGGCUGGACAACAGAAAUCAAGUGGUUUAAAACAACUAGGUUAAUCAGCAAUUGUUGAAUCAGAUGAAUCAGUCGUUUAACUAGUAAAAUUAUGAUCAAGGAGGUAUGCCUAAUACAAAUUCACAACUCAGAAUGAGCUAGCAGCAGACAACUACCAAUCCAUUUGUUACUUUUCAGUAAUAGCAGCAGAUGCCAAGAGCCCCAUCUGUCCAAAGUUUAGCAUCUUUCAAGAAUUAUACAGUAGGCCAAGCUUUUCCAAAUUAAGAUCCUAGAUUUAACUAAUUAAAUCAAGUUCAUAGCUCCAUCCAAAAUCCAUUUCUAUAAAUGAAUUCACUAGGGCAUUCUAAUAUGAGUUUUGAGAGUGCUAAUAAUCAUAACUAAUAGAGAGUUGCUAAUUUUCAAAUUGCAAAUGAUAGCUUAAAUUCUACAAUCAAGAGAUUAUCCUUAGAAUCAAUCAACCCUUCUUAAAGUAUUGGAAUACCUUUUCAAAAUGUUUCUCAGCAAAAUGCUGUUCAGAAUUAUCUAAUUCCUCCUGCAUAACAAGUAUUCACUGUACAAUAGUAAUAGCUAAAUGUCUAAUAGCAAUCGUAAUAAAACAAGAAUAAUAAUCUUAAUAUCAACUCUAACUUUUUGAGUCCUAUAUCCCAGCAAACUCAUAAUAACAAUCUUGCUGAUUCCUUAAGGUUCAGUCCAAAUCUCCAAGUGAGUGUUCAGCCAUCACAGAGAAGUCAUAUUAAUUCUUCAAUGAUAAACUAUGCUAGAAAUCCAUUUGACGAUUAGCCCAUUAGGCCCGCUAAUUAUAACCUUAGUUUUGCAAAUGCUAAUAUUCAUUCAAGCCAAGAUAGAAGUUCUCCUGCCCCUAGACCUAUGGAUCCAGUUGCUUAGAAAGAUUUAGAAAAGAUUAAAGCAGAUCAUUAGAAGAUGGUUAAACAAUAUGAAGAUGAAAUUAAGAGUUUAAAUGAACAUAAGAAAGCACUGGAGUAAAAAGCAAUAGUAAAGGCUACUGAAAUUAAAAAUUCUUCAAGAGUUCAUACUCGAAAUAAUUCUCAUAAUCAGUAAAAUUCUAAAAAUAACAUUGAAAAAGUCAUAGUCAAAACAAAUGAUCAAAAUUAAGUAAUGGUUAAUCCUUUUGAUAAAUUGCCUUCAAGUAGAAAUUAAAAAGUAAUAUCGAAUCAUAAUAGUAAUUAGUAAAAUGAGGAUUAAAUGAUCAGGCAAGCUAGCAAUACUCUCUCUGCUUAAAAUUAGUAAAUUACAAGAAAUUAAGAACUUAGUCCAUAAAGAUCAUCAAAGAAUACCCAAAGCAAUAGAAAUUUAGGUCAAGAUUUGAAAAAGUAAGAUACCAUUCAAUCUUAGCCAAAUGUGAACUACUAUGAUGACUCAGAGCAUAAAAAACCAAAUGAUAUUUAACUUAUGAAGAGGCCAUGGGCACAUGAUUUAGUAGGAAAUAAUUCAGAUGCCUAUUCCAAUUAAAAUGAGGAAGAACAUUCAUUAUAAGAAUUCAAAUUACCUUUUAAUAGAUUAGCUGACAAUCAUUCUCUUUCCAAACCACUCUAAUUUCAUCCACAAUAACCAACAACAUUCGGUUUAAAAUAAGGUGCUAAUAGUACAGUCACCUCAAGAAAAAGACUCUAAUUUCUUGAUCAAUUCAAUCAACCCAAGAGUAAAAACUAAUUGCUUGAUGAAAUUGAAUAAGCUGAGAUUAAUAGCAUAACCUCUAAUAGCAUGCAUUUAUUUAAAGUAGAGAAAGCUCCUACAAUAGCUAGAAAUCAUCCAAAUCAGUCGUUUAGAGGACUAGCUGAUGAAGACGAAAUAAGUGUAAAUAGAUUUGAUGAGGUAAUGAUGGAUAAUUGCAUCUUAGAGAAAAUGGUGAACAAAAACAUUAUAUAAAGAUAGUUUGACACUGACAACGAAUUAGUGAAUACCUAAAAUAUUUACGAACUAGUUGAAGAGUACUACAAUGCUCUAUAGCCAAGCAAUCAUACAAAUCUUAAGCUUUCUAUUUUCGGAUAGUUAGAUAUUUCCAAAAAACUCAAAUAAAUAUCAAAUAUGCUAAUGUAAACAAAUGCUUACAGAUAUAUAUCAAUGGGAAAUUAAACAGGAGCUCUCUUCAAAGAAUUAGACUAGGCUUUGAAAAGUCUAGGACUUCCUAGCAUGAAAGACUUUGUAAAGUAGCAAUAAGAAUAUUACCAAAUUGAUGUGCCAAAUAGUAAAAAUUAACUAAGAAGGCCAACAUAUUUGGAAAAACUUAGGGAGAUUUAACCUGAUAUACUUGAAAAAAAAUCAAUGUCGAAUAAAAGCAUGAGCAUGCUAUUUGUCGGAUAAAAUGAUUCAGAAUAUGCUAUGGAUCCAGACAAUUUUAGACCACCUUAUUAAUGA
Stylonychia lemnae is the source of this 2982-nucleotide messenger RNA. NCBI's taxonomy places the organism in Eukaryota, Ciliophora, Spirotrichea, Sporadotrichida, Oxytrichidae. The record is from the annotation of a GenBank genome assembly.